This is a messenger RNA of Lodderomyces orthopsilosis Co 90-125, 918 nucleotides long. RefSeq names its product CFEM domain-containing protein. Bases 1 to 918 code for a protein of 305 amino acids. The record is from RefSeq and is a predicted model, not a curated record. Lineage: Eukaryota; Fungi; Ascomycota; Pichiomycetes; Serinales; Debaryomycetaceae. The transcript has a single exon.
AUGGACGCCAUCACCACGAUUAUUGACACUGAGGCUGAAAACCCAUACGCUACUUUCCCAAGUGUUCCAAUAACAGCAUCAAUUAAUGGAUUUGCUGAUAGGAUCUAUGACCAAUUACCUGAAUGUGCUAAAGCGUGUAUGUUUGAAAGUACUGGAUCCACUCCAUGUCCUUAUUGGGAUACCGGUUGUUUAUGUGUUAUGCCUCAAUUUGGUGGUGCCAUUGGUCAAUGUGUAGCUGAUAAUUGUCAAGGUGAUGCUAUAGGCAGUGUUGAGUAUUUGGCAACGUCAAUUUGUUCAAGUGCUGGUGUUUGGGAUCCUUAUUGGUUUAUUCCUGAGUCAGUUUCUGAGGCUUUGGCCUCUGCUGCUGCCGUUGUUGUUGAAGCUGAGACAACCACGGCUACUACUGAUGAGGAAACUGUUGCAGCUACAGAUGCUCAAGAGGGAUCUUCAGUUGACUUUGCGGCUACUCAACCAACUGAAACUGAUGCUCCUGAUGAGAGCCAAGUUGGAGAGGAAACUGAGGAAACUGGCGAGAAAGAAGAAGAGUCUAAUGGAAAAGGUGCUGAGACAGGUAAUGGGGAGGAACAAAGUGGUGAAGGAGAACAAAUUGGAGAGGAACAGAGUGGUGAAGAGGGUGAAGAGGGUGAAGAGGAUGAAGAGAAAAACAAUGACCCAAACGAAUCUGCCACUAAAGAAGAAAGUGAAAUCACUGAAACUCCAGAAGAGUGGGAUGGUGCCACGAAUGAAAAUGGUGAACCAAAGACCCAAGAAGAGUAUUCCACUUCAAUCGAUGCCGGAGAUAACAGCGUUGAUGCAGCAGCCGAAGCAGCUUCAAUUGCAUCUGAAUUGGAAAACGAAGCCAUUGCCCAGGGCGCUGCUUUUGGUGGAAUUAUCAUUGUUUUAGCUGCUUUAAUUUAG